AUGUGGAGCUUGUGGAAGCGUAGGAAUUUAAAAUUGUGGCAACAACAAAAUGAAACAUGUCUACAAGUUGUUGAACGGGCCCGACACCUCUUAGAUGAUUGGAGAACCGCCCAAGAAGUCAGAUCGCACAAAGCUACAGACAUCCCUGCUCAGCCGAAUAGUGUUAUCCAUGGUCCUGUCAUCGAGUGGACGAGGCCGGCAUAUGGUAGGUACAAAUGUAAUAUUGAUGCCUCCUUUUCUGACUCUCUGAAUAUGGUAGGUAUUGGCAUAUGCAUCUGUGAUGAUCAAGGUGAGUUUUUCAUGGCUAAGACAGACUGUUCCUCACCUCUUUGUGAUGUUGAUGUUGGCGAGGCAGUUGGACUUCACAUGGCACUACAAUGGGUGGCUGAUCUUCAUUAUGACAAUGUUGAUUUUGUUUUGGAUUCCAAGUUUGUUGUUGAACAUUUUAAUUCAAACCUAGGUGAUAGUAGUGAACUAGGUUGUAUUAUUCAGGCUUGUAGGCAGUUGUUCGAUUGUAAUUUUCAGAACUCUCAUGUUGAGUUCAAUAGGAGGCAAGCCAAUGAGGUCUCUAUUUAUAGCACUGGGUUGGGACUAGGGUUUGUUGAGAAUGAGCAGAAAACCAGUAGCUUGUGGAGGAGAAAAGGGACUUGUUUCUGUUCCGGUUUUUUGCAGAUAAGGCUGGGAAUUGGAUUGGGAUGGAGAAAGAAAGAAAACGCGUACUGGAUUUGUUUCAGAGGAAGCGUGAACUGGAUUUGGACUGGAACAGCAUACGCGUGA
Molecule: messenger RNA, 777 nt
Organism: Medicago truncatula (barrel medic)
Lineage: Eukaryota; Viridiplantae; Streptophyta; Magnoliopsida; Fabales; Fabaceae
Exons: 2
Coding region: 1-777 (258 amino acids)
Molecular function (GO): RNA-DNA hybrid ribonuclease activity; nucleic acid binding
Source: RefSeq, a predicted model, not a curated record